This is a messenger RNA of Lingula anatina, 2238 nucleotides long. RefSeq lists its product as uncharacterized. Lineage: Eukaryota; Metazoa; Brachiopoda; Lingulata; Lingulida; Lingulidae. The record is from RefSeq and is a predicted model, not a curated record.
AUGGCGGCUUCCUUGCUUUCGUCGCCGACAGCGAAAGUUAAGAAACAGAAAUCUAUUUUAAGUUUUAUGCCAAAGUCAGGUGAAUCCGUCUCUCCGCCUGACAAGUCUGAGAAAAGGAAGAAACAAAUUUCUGAAGAUGCGACUUCAGAUGAAACUGAAAGAUCGUCGACGAUAAAGGUCUGCAGACCAAAUGACAUCGAAGGGCCUGAAAGAAAGAAACCAAAAGUAGUGCCACAGAAAUUUCAACACGAUUGGUUAAGAGAUUAUUCUUGGCUCCGCUAUGAUAAUGAGGCAGAUGCUAUGUCAUGUGCACUUUGCAUCAAACAUGGUAAGAAAAAUGCAAUGACUGAUAACAACAAGAACUUUAAAACCACAUCACUUGACCGCCAUGCAGGCACUGCUGACCACAAAGAGAGCGUCACAGCUGAAAACAUGCAGGGACAACUGCAGAAAUCUGUAGAGAAACUAGUGAAUGAGAAAGAAGCUGCAGCUUUGAUUGCCUUGAAAUCUACAUACUGGAUAGCCCAAGAAGGUCUUGCUAUUUCUAAGUAUGAAAGCCUGCUGGAUUUGUUGGAAGAAAUGAAGUGUCCCAAUAUUGAAGAGUUAAAGUGCACCAAAAGCAUCAAUUAUAGAUCUGAUAAAACAGCAGGAGAAAUGAUAAGCACUAUUGCAACUGUGAUCAGGAGAGAUCUUGCUGGUAAACUGAUGGCUAGUCCAUAUGUUAGUUUUCUCUUAGAUGAAAGCACUGACAUUGCAACAACCAAAAAACUAGUACUUUAUGCCAGAAUUCUUGAUUCAGAAUUCACUCCUUCCACACAUUUUGUGACAAACAUCAAAAUAGAAAGUACCACAGGUGAAGCUAUCUACAAUGAGCUGAAAUCUGUAAUGAAUGAACCUGGCAGAGUUAUUCCACCAUCAAAGGUAAUGGGCCUUGGGACAGAUGGAGCUAAAGUUAUGACUGGGACUGGGAAAGGGCUAACUGGAUUCAUGUUGAGAGACAACCCAAUGAUGCUGAACUACCAUUGCAUAGCUCAUAGACUGGCUUUAGUCACAUCACAAGCAGCCAACCAAGUCGCCUACUUAGUUGAUUAUCAAAACACAUUAACGGGAAUUUUCUACUUUUUCAAGUCAUCAGCUAAUAGAGUUGCAAAGUUGUCUGCGAUACAGGAUAUGCUGAAUGAACCCAGCCUGAAAGUGAAGGAGAUCCAUGAAGUAAGAUGGUUGUCUACAUAUAUUGCAGUACAAACAGUGUAUAGGACACUCGAUUCACUGCUCACAUUUUUCAGCUCUGAUCAAGAUGCGAAGUCCAAAGGCUAUGCAAAGAAAAUGAUUCAGUAUGACUUUGUAGCUAGUACCUACCUGAUGAUGGAUGUACUUCCAAUCGUAUCUGAGAUGUGUUUGGUGUUCCAGAAGGAAGACUUGGAUGUCAGUCAAGUGAAGGUACAGGUUGACCAUGCCAGAAGGGCACUGGAGAAACUCAAGGCUGGAGAAGAUGAAACUACUUAUCUGCAUGAACUGAAGGAGAAACAUCUGACGAUUGAAGGAGGGAAGUUUGUCUUCAAGGGAAAUCACAUUCUUCAGGGAAAACAAAACACCGAGUCCAUCAAAUUGCAGCUGAUUGACCAGAUCUUGAAGAAGCUGAGUGAAAGAUUUCCUGAUGAUGAUAGCAAUGUCAUUUAUGCUUUUUCUAUACUUGCUAUGAGGCCACUGACUUUCUUAUCUAAAUCAGAGCGGAAGACGUGGGGGGAGGAUAAAUUAGAAGUUUUAAUCAAGCAGUAUGGGGAGGAGAAAGUCACACAACAAGUAACGCAGGAGCCUUUGAUUAACCCAGGUGACACCAGGAGAGAGUGGGCAAUGGUCAAGGAGCUGGUUUUACAUGAAGGCUAUAAAAGGGACAAAAUGACAGAGCUGUGGAGCCUUGUGAACAAGCACCACAAAGAUGAUUAUCCCAACCUCCUCACAUUAGCAGCAUUGGCAUUAAUUGCCCCCAUUCACACAGCGGAUUGUGAGAGAGGCUUUAGUGCCCAGAAUGCCACCAAGACAGCACUGAGGAAUAGGCUCUCUCCUGACAAAGUGAACGACAUCUUGACAAUUAAACUUGAGGGGGGGGGAUAGGAGAAAGUUUGACUUCAUGGAGGCUCUUCAAGAAUGGAGAGUCAAAAACAGGAAACUGUUUGUUAAAUGACUAAGUUAGUUGUUCAUUAUGUGAACUUAAAUGGACAGUACAGUACAGCAGUG